CGUGCCGUGCCGUGCCGUAAGCGGCCGUCUCCCUCUGAAUGCGCUUCCUCUCUCCUCUCUGAACGGAGAGACUCUACAGACGCGCAGCGCGGUGGCAGACAGACAAGAAGGGCGCACAGCUCAGAGAGCGUCUCUCCAUCCAUCCCUCUGGUUUAUUAUCACACAGAGGAUCGUACACCUUUCAUUCCGGGGAGGAAGUUGAAUCUAUAGCCGUCACCACCACCACCAGCAUCCCACACUGCAACUUGUCAAGGCAUUUUGUUUCCUGCUGCUACGAUAACAAAAGAAGUCGGAGCGGAGGAGCCAGAGAGCUGGAGAGAGACUAAUUUUGGAUGGCACAGUAAAGACAACCUGAAGGACCUGAAAGCCAUCAUUGGCAUUCGAGUGGCAGCAAGGUCAUCUGGCUACAGGAUGGUUUGUCCUAUUCCUGCCUUUGAAUCGCUGAUGGAGUUCUUGUGAUGGCCAAAGAAAUACUGUAGGACCUUUGAAGAAUGAACUUUCCAAACCACUGGAUUGUUCUGGAGGGGAAAGCCAUCGACGAUCAAACAAAAUCACCAACAGUAAAAUUAGUUGGCCUUUUCUCAGUUCAAGGAUUCCGCUUCAGGAGGCAAAAUUAUUCAUGAGUUUUUCAAGGAACUGGACUACAGGAGAGUUUUCUUCCCAAAAAAAAAGUUUAAUAUAGUAAUUUUUCAAUAGCUAAAUCACCUGAAACACGCACCAACCAUUGGAAGUGACAUGGUUAGAAGUGAAAGCAGAUGCACUGAAGUAGUAAAAACGACAAAUUCAAGAAUGGAAGGACUCCAUCACUCUUCAGGGGCGUUGUAUCCCUGUUUCCCCCUAGUUUCCCCACUGAUCAGUAAGACAAUCCAGUAAAAUCUGUUGUUUUUGUUGCCCUCAAAAAAUUCAGCUUGAACGGCAUUUUCUUUGGAAAAUUGUUUGUUUCACAACUGCUAUAAAAGGUUGGGCAGAUACUUUAAAAGAAUCAGAAUGACUAGCCAUGUUACAAUACAAACAGGUGCUCUGCAGGUGGCAGGAAUCCAAUAUGCUCCAUGACGUGCCCUGCAUUCAGCAGGUAACCUCAGAUUUAUUUGUGAUCUCAUGGAUUAACUUUCAAGUUCUUACACAAAGACCUUUUUAAGUUUGCCCUUGAGGAGUUUUAUUUGGUAUAAAACUACAACCUAAAAACCCUCUUCCUGUCUACAUGCAUCUUCUAUAUCACAUGUAGACCCAGGCUUAAUUGCUCUCUUUUUUUCUUUUCCUAUUUUUUUUUUCAUCAAAAUGGCUUGGACAGCAGGAGCUGGGACACUGUUAGCAGCGUUGGGUUUUCUUAGCUGUUGUGGUUUUGGCUGGUGCGAGGCCUCAAGGACUAGUGGUUCAACCUCAGGAGGGAUCACAGCGGAGGAAGGACCCUCGUCAUUGGAACGAGUGAAGAGAGGAUGGGUGUGGAACCAGUUUUUUGUGGUGGAGGAGUACACGGGCACAGAUCCCCUAUACGUAGGAAAGAUCCAUACAGACUCCGACGAAGGCGAAGGCAACAUCAAGUACACUAUCUCUGGAGAAGGGGCGGGCUCCAUCUUCAUCAUCGACGAGCUAACGGGAGACAUCCACGCCACGGAGAGACUGGACCGAGAACAGAAGGCUUUUUACACACUCAGGGCCCGAGCCCGGGACCGGCUUUCCAACGACCCUCUGGAAUCCGAGUCCGAGUUUGUCAUCAAGGUCCAGGACAUCAACGACAGUGAGCCCAAGUUCUUGGAGGGUCCCUACAUCGGCAGUGUGGCAGAGCUGUCACCCAUAGGAACAUCCGUUAUGAAGGUGACUGCAUCAGAUGCGGACGACCCUACGUACGGCAGCAGCGCCAGAGUGGUGUACAGCGUACUGGAGGGAGAGAAAAUUUUCAGCGUUGACAGACACACAGGGAUCAUCAUGACAGCAGUGGCAGAUUUGGACCGAGAGACACAGGAUCGGUAUGAGUUGGUCGUCAAGGCAACAGACAUGGCAGGACAAAUGGGCGGUCUCUCCGGCUCCACCACGGUGACCAUAGUGAUCACAGACGUUAAUGACAACCCACCGCGCUUCCCACAGAAGAUGUACCAGUUUUCUGUGUCGGAGGGGGCGGCUGUGGGGACGCCGGUUGGACGCGUCAUUGCCACGGAUGCAGACAUGGGAGAGAACACAGACAUGAGCUAUCUGAUCAAAGAGGAAGGGGAGCUCUUCAAGGUCACUACCGAUUCAGAGACACAGGAAGCUAUUGUCUCCAUCAAGAAGCCACUGGACUUCGAGACCAAACGCACGCACAACGUCGUGGUGGAGGCGGUAAAUAAGCAUGUCGACCCUCGCUUCGUGGACCUGGGCUCCUUCCGAGACCAGACCAUUGUCCGCGUCAGCGUGUCGGACAUAGAUGAGCCACCCAUCUUUCAACCAUCAGAGGGCGCCAUCAUGGAGGUGCAGGAGGAUGCCAAUGUAGGAGCGCUGGUUGGCAUCAUCACUGCCAGGGAUCCAGAUGUGAAGAACACACCUGUCAGGUUCUCCAUCGAUCGGACCACAGACCAGGAGAUGAUCUUCCACAUUGAUCCUGACUCGGGUGCCAUCACACUGGGAAAGAUUUUGGACCGAGAGACCGCAGGCUGGCACAAUAUCACUGUGAGGGCUGUAGAAGCAGAGAACCACACCAUGGCGUCCCACUCGGCAGUGAGUAUUCGGAUUCUGGAUGUGAAUGACAAUCCUCCUGAACUGGCUACACCGUACGAAGCCUCCAUAUGUGAAGAUGCCAAACCAGGCCAGCUAAUUCACACCAUCAGUGUGGUGGAUAGAGACGAGCCACAAUCUGGACACCGCUUCUACUUCACCCUGGCGCCCGAAGCCUCCAGCAAUCGACACUUCACCCUGUGGGAUGUGAAAGACAACACAGCUGGCAUCCGGACCCAGCGGUCAGGCUUUAACCGCCAUGAGCAGAAUGUGUACUUCCUGCCUAUCCUGGUGGUCGACAGCGGGCCUCCCUCUCUCAGCUCCACGGGCACCCUGACCAUCCACGUCUGUGGCUGCGACCCAGAGGGAGCCAUCCAGUCCUGCAAUGCCACAGCAUAUGUAAUGAGUGCUGCUCUCAGCCCGGGGGCUCUUAUAGCACUGCUGGUCUGCAUGCUCAUCCUCAUAGUCCUCGUCUUGCUGAUCCUGACCCUGAAACGUCACAGAAAGGGCCAGAGGAUGGCGGAGGAUGAAGAGGACAUGAGGGAUAACGUCAUCAAGUACAACGACGAGGGCGGAGGAGAGCAGGACACUCAGGCAUACGACAUGAGCGCCCUGAGGAACCUCUAUGACUUCCCAGAGGCCAAGAGCUGUGACUCUGGCCCGGACAUCCGCUCACUGCCCCAGUGGAUACAGGCUAACCGGGUGUGUGGUGGUAAUGGUAAUGGUGGUGGUGGUGGUGGUGGUGGUGGUGGUGGUACGGAGGGAGCAGCAGCAGCGGCGGCGGCGGCGGCAGACUUCUCCUUAUUCAAAGGCUACAUCCGGAAGAAGGUGGAGCAGGCCGACGCUGACCUGUCGGUGCCACCGUACGACUCCUUCCAGACGUACGCCUUCGAGGGCAGCAGUUCACCAGCGCUUUCACUAAGCUCCAUCCACACGCUGUCCACCACCUCGGAGCAGGAUUUCUCCUACCUCAGCGACUGGGGGCCACGUUUCAGGCAACUGGCGGGCUACUACGCUCCAGGAAACCCUGAGGAGGAAGGGUCCUAGCACAGCUUCUCCUCUGCAGAGACAUUUAAACUCCUUCUUCUUCCUCCUCCUUCUUCUCUGCCUCCUCUUCUCACCCUCUGGCACUCAGAGCCAGCACUGUGUACUCCUUAAAGACAGAGCACCACCGCUUUUAUCUCUUUGAAAGAAAAAAUCCCAGUGUCAAACUUUGAACUCUAGUUUUUUUUUACACUUCGUUUUUUGUGAGAUUUUUUGGAUUUCGGACUUCACCAAAAUUGCCAUUUAGUCUGAAGGGAGGAUUUUUCUCUCUCCCAAAUCAUAACCCUUUAUUUUAAAGCUGUGAGACUGUUUACAGAGCAUCAACAUUACUUAGGUAGGGUUAAACUAUGCCAAGGCAAACGGUCUGACAAACAGAUAUUUAUUUAAGGAGGAAAUAUUUAUGUAUUUAUUUGUUUUUAUGUAUUUAUUUAUUUAUUUACACCAUGAUCACUAUGGUAACUGCAACAGUGAACUCUGCUGAAGUGCUAAAAAAAAGUGAGGGGAGGAGGACAUUAUGAAAAGAUUGAGAGACAACAUGGAAGAAAGAAAGAUGGACUGCAGUGGCAGAUGUCUCUACAGAAUACUGGCAAAGAGGGUGACAUCUGGGUCAUAUAAAAAUUGCAUUCUGGAAAAUAUUUGUAUUUAUUUUCUAUGUCCACUUUUGUAAAAUAACCAACUUAAGACGUGUAGAAAGAGGGAACAGAUGGAGUGAAAGAACUGCAGAAGAAAAGAGCUGCGAGUUCAGUCUGAACGGUUGAGACUGACAUACUUUUGCUGUAUUUUAGUGAUUUAUAAAAGGGUUUUUUGGAGGUUACAAACUGAGGACAAUUGUGCGUUAACAAUUUCUUUUCUUAUCCUCUCCACAGCCAAUUGUAAGGCAAUAAGGCACAAACCGAAACAGUGAUUUAACUCUAAACAAAAUGACUGUUUCAUGGAAUUGGCUGGUUGCCAGCAUUGUCCCACAGGGAGCCAAUUUUCAUUCCAGAUUUGUUUUUGUGUGUGUGUGAGAGUGUGUACAAUAUGUUCAAUUCAUUUUCUAUCCGUUUAAUUUCGCUUUUGAUAUUUUAUUUCCUUUGGUGACGGGAGGGAGGGGGGCGGGGAACUAGUGACAACAGGAUGUCUAAUUAAGAGGGAGAGGUUUAAGGGUAACACAUCACAAAUGGACUGGUCACAUCCACCUGAUAUCCACAACCUGUUCAAUGUUGACCUUAACUUGCAAAUGUAUUGAAAAUUACAAAAAAAAAAGAUGACAAGAAAUAAAUAUUUAAUUUUUUUGGUAAAAA
Molecule: messenger RNA, 5015 nt
Organism: Sebastes umbrosus (honeycomb rockfish)
Lineage: Eukaryota; Metazoa; Chordata; Actinopteri; Perciformes; Sebastidae
Product: cadherin-22-like
Exons: 14
Coding region: 1279-3735 (818 amino acids)
Biological process (GO): cell morphogenesis; cell-cell junction assembly; multicellular organism development
Cellular component (GO): catenin complex; plasma membrane; adherens junction
Molecular function (GO): calcium ion binding; cadherin binding
Source: RefSeq, a predicted model, not a curated record